Messenger RNA from Aedes albopictus (Asian tiger mosquito), 8488 nucleotides. RefSeq lists its product as uncharacterized. The coding region runs from base 1 to 2610 and encodes 869 amino acids. The record is from RefSeq and is a predicted model, not a curated record. The transcript has 3 exons. NCBI's taxonomy places the organism in Eukaryota, Metazoa, Arthropoda, Insecta, Diptera, Culicidae.
AUGAGUAUCAGGCGAACAUGCUGUGUAGGCGAACUGUUUAUCGUCCGGUUUACUUACUCUGCCGCCUGCGGCGGUGGUUCGGUAGAGGGGAAUUCCGAAAACGAUCCGGGUCGCAGAACUACGAUGCAGUUGCCUGUUUGGCGCCACUUUUACUCUGAUUGUAUUGAUUCUUGUUGUAACGAUUCGUCUGUCUGUAGGACAGCCUCGCUUCGUGUAUUGUUUCUCAGUGUGUGCAGUACGCCGGCAUACGUAUUGCUGAGGUUGUCUGUAUCUGUGCGCUUGUUGACCGUGUUGUGUGUGUUUACAAUAUGGCAUGUUUCGAGUAUGUGUAGGUUCUGUUGCUUAAAACUAGAAUCCUUCUGUUGCUUAAAACUAGAGUCCUUCUUCGAGAACCAAGAUUCGUUUUACGACCGGCACGUAAGAAACAACUCGAGUAGGACAGACAGGAAGUACCAAGCGAUCAUCGAUCGGUCGCUAGAGGCCACCGCGAACCGGACGCCGAGCCACAACACAAAAUCGUUGUUCAAUAGCACUGACGUCACUGUUCCAAAAGACGUCGAGCUGCUUCUCAGUAUGGGAUCGAAAUUCGCGUUACCAUACACGGAUAUGAAUGAGCUCCCUAUCUACCACCUGAUAGCGGACGUAGAGAACAUCAUUCAAACAAACAACGAGGAAGCGAUCCAGGAACGCAACAGGUGCGCGGUUGCAAACCAAAUCCAGAAUUUUCUCCACGCAGAGAGGGGAAAAGGGAGACACGAUGCGGUGACCAAUUUCUACCGCACCACCAUCAGAUCAACGAGAGCGUUUCUAAAGCAACACCCCGAACUGGUCAUUGCGGAGGCGGACAAGGGGAACAGAACAGUGGUGAUGAAACGGGACGAAUACGAGAGCAAAAUGCAACGCAUGAUCGACGAUGACGAAACGUACUUGAAGCUCAACCGAGAUCCAACGGCAGGGUACCAGAAACGUAACAACAAUUUCGCCAAGCGCCUGGCGGAUUUGAAGCUCAUCGAUCGUGCCACCGAAAGGAGGAUGAAAACCUACAAAGCGACAGCUCCCCGAAUAUACGGUGCACCAAAAGCACACAAGGAGGGACUACCACUGAGACCGGUGGUACCGUGCAUGACGUCACCGUCGUACACACUGUCACAGUUCGUAGGCAAAAUCAUCCAAAAAUCCAUCACCGGCAAGUACAAUGCGACGGACUCGUACACGUUCUGCGAGUACAUUAACAGCGUGCAACUGCCACCGGACUACGUCCUUAUUUCCUUGGACGUCGUGUCGUUGUUCACGUGUAUCCCCAAGAACCUGGUGAUACGUGACGUCAUCCACAACUGGGAAAAUAUCAAGCAACACACCGACAUAAACUUAGACUUGUUCCUGGAGAUGACCGAGUUCUGCAUCGAUUGUAGCUACUUCCGGUUCAAGGGACAGUUCUAUCGACAAGUUUUCGGCACAGCGAUGGGUAAUCCGCUAUCACCCACCAUCGCGGAUCUAGUGAUGGAGGCAUUACUAGACAACGUCGUUGCGAGAAUCGAUUUCCCGUUCCCCGUGUUGAAGAAGUAUGUGGACGACCUGAUGCUGGCAGUCCCCAAGGACAAGAUCGAGGAGGUGAGGAAAAUCUUCAAUGAAUACAACGAGAAAAUCCAGUUCACAGUGGAGGUUGAAGAAAACGGGAAAAUUCCCUUUCUCGACCUGCUACUGGUUCGACAACCCGACCAAACGAUCAAAACCGAGUGGUACAUGAAGCCAAUCGCCUCAGGACGGUUUCUGAAUUACCACUCGGCGCACAGCAUCAAACAGAAGGUAAACGUGGCAAACAAUUUCAUCCGCCGUGUCCAAACCUUCUCAACCAACGUCGAUACAGCCACAACACGUGACAUCAUCACCACCCAACUCAAACUGAACGAUUACCCCACCACGAUGAUCAACCGCCUCAUCGAUCGAUCGAGAGAACGACAAGUUAACCCUACCAACGAAGACGUCACAGACAGCGAGGAAACGAUCUACCGUUCCAUGGUACAGGUUGGGCAGUUAUCAGGAAACAUUCAGAAAAUCCUGAAGAAAGACUACCCAAAUGUGACCAUUAGCUCAAAAAAUGCGAAAACCGUCGGUAACAUGCUGCCUCCGGUGAAAGACGUCGAGGAUAAAAACAGUAGAUCGAACGUGAUUUAUAAUAUCCCAUGCGCAGACUGUCCUGCGUGUUACGUAGGCAUGACGACGAACAAGCUGCAAACGAGGAUCUCUAGUCACCGCUCCUGUUCCAACCGGCUACAAAGCUUGUGGGACCAGGGCAAGACGACGGAGGACGUGGAGGUUGCACAGCUGCGAGAACGGACGGCGCUACUAGACCACUCGGCAGCCAACCAUCAUGUCUUCGCAUUCGAUCGUACACGAAUAGUGGAUUCUAGUUUUAAGCAACAGAACCUACACAUACUCGAAACAUGCCAUAUUGUAAACACACACAACACGGUCAACAAGCGCACAGAUACAGACAACCUCAGCAAUACGUAUGCCGGCGUACUGCACACACUGAGAAACAAUACACGAAGCGAGGCUGUCCUACAGACAGACGAAUCGUUACAACAAGAAUCAAUACAAUCAGAGUAAAAGUGGCGCCAAACAGGCAACUGCAUCGUAGUUCUGCGACCCGGAUCGUUUUCGGAAUUCCCCUCUACCGAACCACCGCCGCAGGCGGCAGACGAUACGUUCGUCUGGGACAAAUUUGGCCUAUGCUGUGGGCCUAUGUUACGAGAGAACGGAGCAUAGUUAAAUCCUUGAGAAAGGCACAAUAUAGUGACCGAAACGUCGGAUGAAGACUUAACAAUCCGUUUUUGAGUUAUCUUCCAAGACUGAAAGCCAUAACCUCAAAACAUAAGAUCAACAGUCGAUUCCUUAAGAAAGUUUACUCUGAAGAGAACUCCAAAUUAGUACAUGGCGACCUAAGACAGGUUUUGCCUUCUCCGCAGCAAAAGUGUGAAAGUGAUACAGUUCGUUAUCGCGGGUGCGUACGUGCUAAUAAAACUACUACUAAAGUUGCACAAAUCACACACGGAACGGCUGGCAGAAAGAGCCGCUCGACGAGCCGCUGCCCAUCCAAUCUAACAGUUAUAAGGAAGUGUCGAACUUUACUGUACUGUGUGGAGUAGUUGAAAUAAAUAAUAACAUUUUUAUUGGAAACAUUAAGUGCAAAUGACUAAGUAACUAUACAAUGACGGAACACAAGAUAAACAGUUUAGUGUUCACAUUGUGUUACACACAAAUCAGCAGCAGCAGCGAUCUCCAACGGAAUGCAAACGAACACCAGGAGUUCGAUUGUGGAACUUCGAGAUGACAUAGUGGACAUACUCAUGUGGAAAAUCGAACACUACUAGUGGCAGUGCAGACGAAGAAACAACAUAACAAACGGGUCAUCCGGCAACAUGGAGCCGAACCCAACAAGGGCGCAACAUGGAGCGACCCCAACGUAGCUUCGUCGUUGCUGCUGAGACUUGCAGAUGAUAUACUAGCGUGAGUGAUGAUUUAAUUUAAUAGUUAAAAAUAAAUAAGUACCGAAACAAUUUAGUUAAAAUGGUGUAUUCAAGUGGUGUUUGACAUUGUAAUAUUCAAAAAUGUGUGACUUACUGAAAGAUCUUGUUUGAAAGUAAAUUACCAAAUCUCAUAAAUCCUGUACGAGAAUUAAUUAUCCGGAAGCCUAACAGUGACCUCAUCCGAUUUUAAAAAGAAGAGAGUUAAAUGGAAAAAAAUGUUGUCAAAAAUAUAGAACAACUUGCACUUACUUUGAGAAAUCUGAGGAAGGCACCAAACAGGAAAUUUUUGAGGAAAACACUAGUAGACAAGUUAGUAAAGGCUCGUAAUCUUUAUGAAGCAAAUUUAUACCUCUUAGACGAAUUCGAAUGUUCUAAUCAAAAAAUCCUCUUAAGAAAAUCCAGAGAUAUUUUUAGUGAAAUUAAAAUUUUUAUCGACGUGCGACUUGAUAAGGCCAAACAUCUCAUACGUUUUAAAACAAUUGUAAAACUUAUCAUUAUUGUCGAAAAAUUAUACCGCAAUAACAAGAUGACAACUCCGAAGGUGGACCUUAAACUUGGAACCGCAGUGGUCCAAGUUUAUGAUGGAAGCCAAGAAGGCCUGAGUCCAUUUAUUGACUCAGUUGGCUUAUUCGUAGACACGGUCAAAGCGGAAUUUGUAACGGCAACAGCAGCUCAAAAAACAGCCGCAGAUGUUACCGUUAAAAAAUUCGUGAUGACCAGACUAAUUGGAAAAGCGAGAUCGGCCGUAGGCGAGAACCCGGCAGAUCUCGAUGAAAUAUUAAACCACUUAAAAAAUAGAUGCGGUCUGGCAACGUCUUCAGACGUAUAUGUUUCGAAAUUAGGAGCUUUGAAACAAUCUGGUGAUGUCAACAAAUUCACCACGGAGGUCGAAAAUUUGACCUUCCUUUUAGAAAAGGCUUACAUCACGGAGCAAAUUCCGGUUGAUGUGGCGAACAAAAUGGCAAUAAAGCAAGGAGUGAAGGCUCUUAGUACCGGCGUUCGUAACCCCGAUACGAGGCUCAUUCUAAAAGCCGGACAAUUUGCAACAUUGUCCGCAGCAAUAGAGAAAACACUGAGCAACGAGGCUACAACAGCAACACCUAAUACUAACACGAUAAUGUUCGCUUCACGCCGCGGACAUAACAAUCGCGGCAGAAAUAAUUUCAAUAUGAAUCACUACGGACAACGCCACAACGAUUAUCGUGGAGGCAGAGGAGGAUUCCAUAGUGGUCGUGGAAGACGACCCUAUGGAUCUCCAUCUCAGCGUGGAAGAGCAUCUCACAGAGGCUUCCACCGCGGAAAUAUGCAACCACGCAUAUUUUACGCAGAUGUUGGACACAUGGUUCCACCUCAACAACAAAACUUGACAAACUCAGGACGCAUAUGUCCUAACCAACAGCAAAUGCAACCACAGUACCAACCACAGGUACAGCAACCGCAACAGCCGCAGCAACAUUUUUUAGGCCAACUACACAACUUUUAACCAUCAACGCGUCAGCAUCGAAUUUCAUAAAGGCACAUGUCGAAAUGACAAAUUCGGUGUGUACCUUUAUGAUAGAUUCAGGAGCUGACGUAUCGGUGUUCAAAGCUAACAAAAUUCUGGGAAGUCACCAAAUCGAUGUAAAUAGAAAAUGCAGUAUCUCCGGAAUUUCCGGUGAAAAAAUUGAAACACUGGCAACAACAGUUACGGCAUUGACAUUUUCAAAUACCCUCACAUUGCAUCACGAAUUCCAUUUAGUAGGAGACGAAUUCCCAAUAUUCACCGAUGGAAUAUUGGGAAGAGACUUUCUAUCCUUGUAUAAAUGCACAAUAAACUACGAAUAUUGGAUUUUAAGUUUUAAUUUUAACAAUGCAGAAGUAAAUGUAAUGAUUGAAGACAAUUUCAAUGAAGGUAUAAUAGUUCCGGAAAGAUGCGAAGUAAUUCGCAGAAUUCCGAAUGUACAGGUAGCCGAGGAUUCUGUAGUGUGUUCACAGGAAAUCCAAAAUGGAGUUUUCUGUGGGAACACUUUAGUAUCACCUAAUGCUACAUACGUUAAAUUUAUUAACACAACGAGUAAACCUGUGUUAAUCCAUAAUUUUAAACCAGUAAUUAAACCCCUCAAUCAGUUUAUAAUAGCCAGCAUCCAAAAAGGGGAAAACGACACAAAUAAACGUAUUGAUAAGAUUAAAAAUAAAAUUAAAAUAUCUGAAAUUCCUUCAUUUGUCAGGACCAAAUUUGAAAAGGUACUGGAGGAAUUUAAUGACAUAUUUGCACUAGAUACAGACAACCUCACAACUAACAAUUUCUACGAACAAAGCAUCAACCUAACCGAUAACGUGCCUAUGUAUACUCCUAACUACAGAAGCAUACACGCACAGAACGAUGAAAUUGAAUCACAAGUUAAAAAACUUUUGGAAAACAAUAUAAUCGAAAACUCUGUGUCGGCGUAUAACUCACCAAUAUUAUUGGUGCCGAAAAAGUCAAACACAUCAGACUUGUAGUGGAUUUCAGACAGUUAAACAAAAAGAUUCUAGCUGACAGAUUUCCAUUACCCAGAAUAGACACGAUUCUAGACCAAUUAGGCAGGGCCAAAUAUUUUAGUACAUUGGAUUUGAUGGCAGGUUUCCAUCAAAUUCCUUUGAGCCCAGAGUCCCGCAAGUAUACAGCGUUCUCUACACCUUCAGGGCACUAUGCCUUCACCCGUUUACCAUUUGGACUUAAUGUGAGUCCAAAUAGUUUUCAACGGAUGAUGACAAUUGCUAUGGCAGGUUUAACACCUGAGUGCGCGUUCGUGUACAUAGACGAUAUUGUCGUAAUAGGAUGUUCAGCAGAGCAUCACAUCAAAAAUUUGAUAAAUGUCUUUAAAAGAUUGAGGCAUUACAAUCUAAAAUUAAACCCCGAAAAAUGUCAAUUCUUCAAAACAGAAGUAACAUAUUUAGGACACAAAAUUACAGAUCAGGUAAUUCUUCCUGAUGACACAAAAUUCGAAGUAAUCAAAAACUACCCAAUACCAACAAACGCGGAUGAAACUCGCCGCUUCGUCGCGUUUUGUAACUAUUACCGUAAGUUCGUACCGGAUUUUGCUAGAUUAGCCAAACCGUUAAAUGACUUACUUAAAAAAAAAUCAACUUUUGAAUGGACAGAUAACUGUCAAUCAGCUUUCGAACAACUCCGUAAUCACCUACUCUUACCACCUAUAUUAAGUUACCCUGACUUUUCGAAGAAAUUCUAUCUAACCACAGACGCCUCAAACGUAGGCUGUGGUGCAAUACUAUCACAAGUAAUUGAUGGACAAGACCUACCAAUAGCUUACGCAAGUAAAGCUUUUAACUCGGCAGAUUCCAAAAAACCUACGAUUAUGCAGGAAAUGAUCGCUAUCCAUUGGGCUAUCGAUUAUUUCAAGCCAUAUUUGUAUGGACGGAAGUUUAUAGUACGAACAGAUCACAGACCACUGGUGUUCCUUUUUGGUAUGAAAGAGCCAACCAAAAAACUAACACAAAUGCGUCUGGAUCUCGAAGACUAUGACUUUGAAAUAGAACAUAUUAAAGGAACAAAUAACGUAGGCGCCGAUGCAUUAUCUAGAUUAAUGUCAUCUGACGACCUAAAAAAUAGAACAAUACUCAUGGUUAACACCAGAUCCAUGACUAAAAAGAAAUCAGCUAAAGCCAAGGAUGACGUUUCCACAUACACGAAGCCUGAUCAACUUCUAGUUAGCGAAGCUGUCAUUUUAAAGGAAGCUCGAAAUUCUUUUAAAUUAACAACAAAUCUCAGUAACAAUAUAAUGGAAUUCCAAAUAAAAAGCGAGAAUUAUAAAAAGACGCAUGCAGCAAUACAAUUCAAUUACAAAAAUGAAAGUCAGACACUCGAGUCUGCUCUUUCAAAAUUGAAUGAAGUUAUGACAAAUUUAAAGAUAAAACAAAUCGCCUUAUCAUUGAGCGAUCCAUUAUUCUCGCAAAUCACAGUAGAACAAUUUAAAUCAAUUGCUACAAAAAUUAUAAAUAGUUUUGAAAUUUUACUCUUCAAACCUCCAAGACAAAUAGAGUCAAAAAUGGAAGUCGAAAAAAUAUUGCAUGAUUUUCAUAAUAGCUCAACUGGAGGCCACAUAGGACAGCAUAGAUUGUACCUAAAACUACGAGAUCUAUUCCAAUGGAGAGGAAUGAAAGGUUCUAUCGCAAAAUUCAUAAAGGCCUGUGAAUUUUGCAGAAAGAACAAAGUCAGUAAAAGAACAAAAGAAGCAUCUAUUAUCACAUCUACACCUCAGAAACCAUUCGAUGUGAUCUCUAUCGAUACGGUCGGACCGUUACCCAAAACAAGCAGGAAUAAUCGUUACUGUAUCACUUUACAAUGUGACUUAUCGAAAUUCGUUAUAAUAAUCCCUAUACAGAAUAAAGAAUCUAAUACUAUUGCUCGUGCAUUAGUAGAAGAUUUUAUCCUUAAAUAUGGUAACUUCUUGGAGCUAAGAUCUGAUAGAGGAACCGAAUAUUGCAACGAAGUUCUUCAGCAGAUCAGCAAAAUUUUAAAUUUCAAACAAACCUUUUCAGCCGCCUAUCAUCCAGAGACGAUCGGUGCAUUGGAGAGAAAUCACAGAUGCCUAAACGAGUAUCUGCGAUCAUUCUCAAAUGAACACCAUGACGACUGGGAUGAUUGGGUUGGUUUCUACACUUUUGUAUACAAUACAACCCCGCAUACAGAUUCUAAUCUUACACCGUUCGAAUUAGUCUAUGGAAGGAAACCAAAUUUACCGCAAGAUCUGAUGAACAACAGAACUAUAGAACCAGUUUAUAAUAUUGAGCAAUACAUGAAUGAAUUGAAAUUUAAAUUACAAAAAAGUCAAACUAUAGCAAGGGAACAUAUGAUCAAAGAGAAAAUUCAAAGAACUGCUGACCUAAAUAUCAAUCUAAACCCAAUCGACGUCUCAUUAGGAGAUUUAGUCUACAUAACCAAGGAAAACAGGAAAAAAUUAGACUCGUUUUAUACA